Salvelinus sp. IW2-2015 is the source of this 5121-nucleotide messenger RNA. RefSeq names its product exportin-5. Gene Ontology annotation, cellular component: RNA nuclear export complex; cytoplasm; nucleus. Gene Ontology annotation, molecular function: small GTPase binding; nuclear export signal receptor activity; RNA binding. Gene Ontology annotation, biological process: RNA export from nucleus; protein export from nucleus. Lineage: Eukaryota; Metazoa; Chordata; Actinopteri; Salmoniformes; Salmonidae. The record is from RefSeq and is a predicted model, not a curated record.
CUCAUUGAAGAAGAAGUAGUUUCGCUACUCUCGAACACGGCCGAUGCCUAUGGUUACGCCUGUGUAGCUAGCUACAUGCUAAUUCUCGAAGCGCACUCAGUUGACCUAUUUUGCAGGUGUUUUACAUGGUGUGGUACCGCUACCUUUCAUCUCAUUUUUUGGAGACGCUACACUCAAUAUGAUGGGUGAACUGGUGGCUGAAAUGUGUGAUCAGCUUGUUAAAGCUGUGAACGUGAUGAUGGACGCGGAAUCUAGCCAAAUAUAUCGCCUGGAGGCCCUAAAGUUUUGUGAAGAAUUCAAAGAGAAGUGUUCCUUCUGUGUCCCAUGUGGGCUACAGUUGGCAGAUAAAACUCAAACAGCAGUGGUGAGGCACUUUGGUCUACAGAUACUGGAGCACGUCAUCAAGUUCAGAUGGAACAACAUGCCACAGCAAGAGAAAGUCCAGCUGAAGAACUGUGCUAUGGGGCUAUUGUCAACUGGCACAUAUCCUAUCCUGGAGGAGGAGAGCCACAUCAAGGACGUUCUCUCGCGGAUCAUAGUGGAGAUGAUCAAGAGAGAAUGGCCUCAGCACUGGCCUGACAUGCUCAAGGAGAUGGAGGCACUCACCUGUGUAGGGGAGGCCCAGACAGAGCUGGUGAUGUUGAUCCUGCUGCGACUGGCGGAGGACGUGAUCACCUUCCGGACCUUGCCCACCCAGCGCCGCCGGGAUAUCCAGCAGACCCUCACCCAGAACAUGGAGAGUAUCUUUAGCUUCCUGCUCGCCAUCCUGCAGCUCCACGUCGACGAGUACCGCAAACUGAAAAGAAUCCCGGGCCAAGAAUUGCAGGCCAAGGCCCACUGUCGGGUAGGCGUGGCCACUCUAAACACCCUGGCAGGCUACAUAGACUGGGUUGCCCUGGCAAACAUCACCAAUGACAACUGUCGCCUGCUGGAAAUGCUGUGUCUGUUGCUCAGUGAGACAGAGCUGCAGCUGGAGGCUGCAGAGUGCCUGCUCAUUGCCAUUAGCCGCAAGGGGAAGCUGGAGGACAGGAAACCACUCAUGGUGCUGUUUGAUGACGUUGCCAUGCACUACAUCCUCUCUGCUGCACAGUCUGCAGAUGGAGCAGCAAUAUGCAACAAAUCCUCUCCAACACAGCCAGUGGGGGUGGGGGUGGUGGAGACACACUACACCUUCCUGAAGAGGCUAUGUCAGGUCCUGUGUGCCCUGGGCAGCCAACUCUGCUCAUUAGUGGGUUCAGAUGUGGAGGUAGAGGUACCAGCAAACCUUAGCAAGUACACAGAAGCGUUCCUGGCCUUCACCACACACCCAAGCCAGUUCCUUAGGUCUUCCACCCAGAUCACAUGGGGAACGUUGUUCAGACAUGAGAUUCUCUCCAAGGAUCCUGUCAUCAUCCAGAUGACCAUCAAGUACUUUAGAGCCACCAUGACCAACCUAGUCAAGACUGGUUUCCCUUCCAGCAACGACAGUCCCAGCUGUGAGUACUCCCGUCAUGACUUCGACAGUGAUGAAGACUUCAACUCCUUCUUCAACUCGUUCCGAGCGCAGCAGGGGGAGGUGGUCCGGAACGCGUGUCGUAUUGUCCCCUUGGAGGCCUUCCAGAUUGCAGCAGAGUGGCUGCAGUAUCAGAUCAGUACGCCCAUCGAUAUCGGAACCACUGUGUCUAAGACGGCUGAGGGGCUGUGUUCUAUCCUGUCUCCGUCAGCGGUCCAGUGGGAUGCUAUGACCUUCUUUACAGAGAGUGUUGUGGGAAAGAUCUUUAAGAACGUGGAGGAUGAGAAGUUGCCUGUAGACCAGGGCAUUGAGCUGCUACAGGCUGUGUUGAACUACAACACCAGAGACCCUCUCAUCCUGUCCUGUGUCCUCACCAACGUCUCCGUCCUCUUCCCCUUCGUCACACACCGACCUCACUUCCUGCCUCAGGUCCUCUACAAGCUAUUUGCCUCCAUCACAUUCGAGGUGGUAGAGGAGAGUAAGGCACCACGGACGCGUGCGGUGAAGAACAUCAGAAGACACGCCUGCUCCUCCAUCAUCAAGAUGUCUCGAGACUACCCACAAUUCAUUCUUCCGUGUUUUGACAUGAUGUAUAACCACGUGAAGAAGCUGUUCUCCAGCGAGGCUCUGUUGAACCUGCUGGAGAAGUGUGCUCUUAUGGAGGCCCUGGUCCUCAUCAGUAACCAGUUCAAAGACUACAACAAGCAGAAAAACUUCCUGGAYGAGCUCAUGGCCACUGUGGCCGCUCGCUGGACCUCCGACGAGAUGAGGCGUGUGCUGUGGGAUCCUGCUCUAUUCCUGGACUUCGUUGGUGCUGAUCAGCUGGUGGCUGAAGGCACAGAACACACAACGGGCAUCAACAGGUCACGGUUGAGUUUCUGUGUGUACACCAUCCUGGGGGUGGUGAAGAGGGCCCGCUGGCCGGCUGACCUGGAGGAGGCGAAGGCAGGGGGCUUCGUAGUGGGCUACACCCCUAAUGGAGCCCCCAUCUACAGAAACCCCUGCAACGCCCAGGUCCUGGCUCUGCUGCCCAACCUGCUUGCCCUCAUCAGAACCCACAACAGUCUCUUCCUGCCGGAGAACAUGUGUCGUCUGAGUGAGACGUUCUCCAAGGCCUACGACAUGAUAGAGGUGGAGAAGAACGUGGUUCUAGGCCUGCCUCAGCCAGCCCUGGACAUCUAUGACCCUCCAGUGUUUAAGACUCAUCUAGAGCGCAUGCAGGGAUUCUUCUGUACCCUCUACGACAACUGUUACCAUACCCUGGGGAAGGCAGGCCUAUCAUUGCAGCAGGACUUCUACACCAUCGAGGGAUUGGCUGAACAGAUCGUUGGUUCUGCCUUUGUCUCCCUCGACAACGUGCCUGACCACAGACUCCGCACCAUGCUCCGGGUGUUCCUGAAGCAGCUUGUUGUGUCAUGUCCUCAGGAGUGCUACAACGAUCUGCUCUGCCCCCUGCUGGGCCCGCUGUUUGCCUACAUGCUACAGAGACUCAAUCUCAGGUGGCAGAUCAUCAACCAGAGGAGUACUGUCAGUGGGGAGGAGGAGGAGGACGAGUCGUGUGAGGAGAAUCAGGAGAUGCUGGAGGAGCAGCUAGUUCGGCUGCUCACCAGAGAGGUUCUGGACCUGCUCACUCACGCCUGCAUAAUGAAAAAAGUGCCUGCGCCAGCAGGAAAUAAGGAAGACGUGGAUGAGGAGGAGAUGAUGUCCACUGAGUCCCAGGCAGUUGCUGCCUCCCCAGCCCAGCCAACAGGCGAACUGACGGAGCUGGGGAAGUGUUUUCUCAAACACGAGGACAUCUAUAUGACCUUGUUGACCAUCUCGUUUACCUCUCUGUCCUGGAAGGACACCAGUAACUGUCACCGCAGCGCCUCCAUCGUGUGCUGGACCCUGCUACGACAGGUUGUAGGUGGGAACCUUUUGCCAGAGGCGGUCACAUGGUUCUAUGCCAGUGUUCUGAAGGGACUGCAGAUGCAUGGGCAGCAUGAGAUCUGCAACUCAGCCCUCACACAACUGGCCCUGCUUAUGUACGAGAACCUGCGGCCGCGGUACGUGGAGCUAAGAGACGUGAUGACUCAGAUCCCCGACAUCAAUCUGGAGGCUCUAGACCAGUACGACAAGCGGUUGCUGGAGCCCAGCUCCGCGCAGAGGUUGGGAGAGAAGAAGAGGAAAGACCAGUUCAAGAAGCUCAUUGCUGGCACUGUGGGGAAAGCUCUGGCCCAGCAAUUCAAAAAGGAGGUACAUAUCCGAAAUCUUCCGUCUCUCUUUAAGAAGACGAAGCCUGAGAAAAGGGACAUUCUGGAGACCAGUGAGAGUGGAGCACUAGCAGCGCUCUUCUCCCCAGCACUGGACGACAUCUAGGAGCACAGAGCAGCACAGAGGCCCUCAGUCUGGCCUAACACACACUACAAUCAGCUGUUACAGGACAUCGACUGGACUAGCAUACACACAAACAUGCAUACACUUUCUAUCCUCCCGGGGGAAUUUUACUCCCGAAGGAUUGGCUCAACAAGUGUUCGACGUCUCUACCUUCUCUACCCGACGUCUCGAUCGACAGCUGGAUGAAUGGACUCAGCCUCCCCAUUAGGACAAAGGGAAUCAGAAUAUUCUGUCGUGGACUGAACCCUGCUAACUGCUCGCUAAUAUUUAUCCAAAUAAUGUGAGUGUCUGUCUGCCUUGAUCAGAAAUAUAGAACAAUAUGAUGAUGGUGAUUGUCCUUCAACAGGACAUGGCUUUUGCCAUAAACCCUGCAGGUUGUAAAUGCUAACAAAGAAUUGCGUUAAUACAGCACAUUUCCUCACUAACACAACAGAUUUAAUUGUGUUUUAGUAGAUCCGCAAACAUGGACCAUCCACCUGUGUGCUAAACGACAGCAGCCAUUUUGUGCCAGAAGAACCUGAAUGGGAUCCAGUGAGCAUGUCUGAGGUGUUAUACAACAGACUACUUUGAAGUCUAAGGAGAGCUAUUUUCAAACCAAUGUUUUGUACAGAAUCAUUACUCUGUUGAUGGUUGAAGUAGAAUUGUCAUUGACUUUUUUUGCACUGGUUCUCCCAGCUGUGAACGUAUGAGAAACCAGCACUGCAUUCCACCUAUGUUAAUGGAAAUAGUUUGCCGCAACGUAGACUUUUGUUCGGCGGUAUUGUUUGUGAAAACUGAUCCAAUGUGGUCGAGAGCCCAUAUUUUAUGCCAUCUGUUUUGUAGGUCAUAUUUGUGUGCAUUUGGAAGAAGCUGCAGGUUUGAAUCUCAAAUAAAUUGGGAAAAAAGGCACCAAUUGCUGUGAGGUUUAUAUGUUGCCAGUCUGUCUUUCCCAUUAAUAUGGGACCAAAGCCUGCUGAUUUAUCCAAAUACAUACAGAAUGAUCUGAAUUUUGAUGGCAUAAAAUAUAAUAGGGGACUUGGUUACAUCAUUUUGGGAGGAAUCUUAGAUUUUUGGUAUGAACUACCCCUUUAAAUCUCCCAACCCUGUCAAUGAUUGAUUGUUCACGUGGCCAACUUACUUUUUUCCUUAAUGAAUGUAUAAAAAAACAAACUUGUACAGGGGGAAAGUAUUUAAAACUGUAGUGCUGUUUUUAUAUUUUGCUGAUUUUAAAUAAAGGUAGACUUGAGUCAUUUUAAAUGUUACUUUUUAAAAUA